GGCCGGCCGGCCGGCCAUGGCGAAGGUUGGGCCUCGGAGGGCCGGGCGUUCUUCCCGGGGUCGGGGACAGCGGCGGCCCACGACCUGGGAGAUCUCGGACUCGGAUACCGAGGGCCCUGUCGGCGCGGAAGCCGACUCAGAGGCCGCCGUGAGGGCCCGGAACCCAGCGGAGGAGCGCAGAGCGGCGGCCGAGGCGCUGCGGCUGCUGCGGCCCGAACAGGCGCUGCGGCGCCUGGCGGUGCGCGUGGACCCAGCCAUCCUGGAAGAUGCUGGUGCUGACAUCCUGAUGGAGGCCUUGGGCUCCCUGGGCUGUGAGUACCACAUCGAGCCCCAGCGCCCCGCCCGGAGCCUCAGGUGGAGCAGAAUGAAGCCAGAACCUUGCCCCUGCAGUGUGCCUCCUGAGGUGUGGGCUGUGGAUGAGCAGGAACUUCUGUUGCUGCUGGAGCCUGAGGAGUUUCUGCAGGGUGUCUUCCAGCUGACCCAGAUCUGUGGCCCAGCCUAUUCAGUGCCCUGGAUCUCUCCUGAGAGCCCCACCUGCCCUCACCUGGCUGUCAUCGGGCUGGAUGCCUACCUUUGGUCUCACCAGCCCAAUGCCCAGGAGAUGCAGCAGCCAGAGAGUCCAAGGGUAGCCUGUGCAGACGUGGUGGUCGGCUGGCCUGAGGUGGAAGAGGCUCUGGUGCUCCUGCAGCUGUGGGCAAAUCUGAAUGUGUUGCUGGUGGCCUCCUGGCAGGAGCUGAGUCAGCACGUGUGUGCCUUCACCAAGGCCCUCGCCCAGCGCCCCUUCAAGAAGUUCCAGGAGUCCAGGGCCUUUUCCUUCUGCACAGCUGGGCGCUGGGCGGCAGGUGAGCGAGUGACAAGAGAUGGCACAGGGCUUCGGGGGGCCUGGUGGCGGCAGAUCAGGCAGUUCAACCGGGUCAGCCCUGCUGUGGCUGACGCUGUUGUCACUGCCUUCCCAUCCCCCCGCCUUCUGCAGCAGGCUUACUUGGCCUGCGGCACUGAGCAAGAGCGACUGGCCCUCCUUGCUGACCUCCCUGUGAAGGUGGAUGAAGGUGCUCGGCCCCGAAGGGUGGGGCCUGACCUUUCCCGCCGCAUCUGCCUCUUCCUGACCUCCACCAACCCUGACCUCCUGCUGGAUCUGAGCUCCUGACCAUGUCAGCCUGACCUACAGGGCCUUCUCCCACCAACCAGCUGGACAGCAGGCACCCCAGGAAGGGAGUGACCAGAAACUACAAGGGGUGGCGGGAGAGCAGUCACCGUGUACAACCUGUCCCUCAGCCUGGGGAGGGGCUCUUAGUCAGGUCUGAAACCAAGGGGAGGCCACGGGUAGCAGGAAAGGUUCUUAGAUAACUGGGAUGAAAAGGAGAGGAAACUCCAGGAGAUGCUGGGCUGGCUGGAGGGGGCUGUACACACUGGUUGCAGGCCUAGUGGCCAACUAGGUCAGCCAGAAAGGGCUGGGUAGCAUCCAAAUCCCUGCUGGGGGACAAGCACCAGUCACCUGGAGGCUUGGAGGUAGCACCUUCAGAGAGAAGUGAGACAAAGUCUCAAGGGAGAAAAGAGAACCGGGCUGCCUCUUCCCAAGGAUGUUGUGACACAACUGGAACCACAGGAGAAAAGCUGUGAACAUGUGUGAGACCCAGGCCUCCAGGUGGACUCCUUUUAAUUCUACCACUAUGGAUGUGUUAGGCAUAAACUCAAAGUUUAUUACGUUCA
Molecule: messenger RNA, 1710 nt
Organism: Miniopterus natalensis
Lineage: Eukaryota; Metazoa; Chordata; Mammalia; Chiroptera; Miniopteridae
Gene: EME2
Product: essential meiotic structure-specific endonuclease subunit 2
Biological process (GO): resolution of meiotic recombination intermediates; double-strand break repair; replication fork processing
Cellular component (GO): Holliday junction resolvase complex; nucleus
Molecular function (GO): DNA binding; crossover junction DNA endonuclease activity
Source: RefSeq, a predicted model, not a curated record